AUGAACGCACCCAACCAGCCUUCUCGCCAGGACUCCAUGUCUUCGCAGUCCUCAUUGUCGACAGACCAGUCGCCCAACCAGAUGGCCCCGCCGCCUCAGGCCCCCUCCGCCCAGGCCCCGUCAACCGAGGCCUUCCUCCGCGACUUCACCCUCGUCGCUGAGGCCGCGAAACGUGCCCAGAUGGCCGUCAUGAUGCGCGACUUCGAGGCCUGCGGUCUGUCGUAG
Messenger RNA from Colletotrichum siamense, 225 nucleotides. RefSeq lists its product as uncharacterized. The transcript has a single exon. Bases 1 to 225 code for a protein of 74 amino acids. The record is from RefSeq and is a predicted model, not a curated record. NCBI's taxonomy places the organism in Eukaryota, Fungi, Ascomycota, Sordariomycetes, Glomerellales, Glomerellaceae.